Cygnus olor (mute swan) is the source of this 6263-nucleotide messenger RNA. It is a transcript of the gene PRKCB, whose product is annotated as protein kinase C beta. Lineage: Eukaryota; Metazoa; Chordata; Aves; Anseriformes; Anatidae. The transcript is spliced from 17 exons. Gene Ontology annotation, biological process: protein phosphorylation. Gene Ontology annotation, molecular function: diacylglycerol-dependent serine/threonine kinase activity; ATP binding; zinc ion binding. The record is from RefSeq and is a predicted model, not a curated record. Bases 16 to 2028 code for a protein of 670 amino acids.
CAGCCCGUUCCCAGCAUGGCCGAGCCGCCGGCGGCGCCGGGCCCCGAGGGCGAGGAGGGCCCGGUGCGCUUCGCCCGCAAGGGCGCCCUGCGGCAGAAGAACGUGCACGAGGUGAAGAACCACAAGUUCACGGCGCGGUUCUUCAAGCAGCCCACCUUCUGCAGCCACUGCACCGACUUCAUCUGGGGCUUCGGGAAGCAGGGCUUCCAGUGUCAAGUUUGCUGCUUCGUCGUGCACAAGCGGUGCCAUGAGUUCGUUACCUUCUCGUGCCCCGGCGCUGAUAAGGGCCCUGCCUCUGAUGAUCCCCGGAGCAAACACAAGUUUAAAAUCCACACGUAUUCCAGCCCCACCUUCUGUGACCACUGCGGGUCGUUGCUGUAUGGGCUCAUUCACCAGGGGAUGAAAUGUGACACCUGCAUGAUGAACGUGCACAAGCGCUGCGUGAUGAACGUCCCGAGCUUGUGUGGGACGGACCACACCGAGCGCCGGGGCCGGAUAUACAUCAGGGCCGACAUCGAGAAGGAUGUUCUAACCGUUGUAGUAAGAGAUGCUAAAAACCUAGUUCCUAUGGAUCCUAAUGGCUUGUCAGAUCCCUACGUGAAGCUUAAAUUAAUCCCUGACCCCAAAAAUGAAAGCAAACAGAAGACCAAAACUAUAAAGUGCUCCCUGAAUCCUGAGUGGAAUGAGACAUUUAAAUUCCAACUGAAAGAGGCAGACAAAGACAGAAGGUUGUCUGUGGAGAUUUGGGACUGGGAUCUGACCAGCAGAAAUGAUUUCAUGGGCUCCUUGUCCUUCGGGAUUUCCGAGCUGCAGAAGUCUGGUGUUGAUGGAUGGUUUAAGCUGCUGAGCCAGGAGGAGGGAGAGUACUUCAACGUGCCCGUGCCUCCCGAGGGAGAAGAAGGAAACGAGGAACUGAGGCAGAAAUUUGAGAGAGCCAAGAUUGGCACAGGGUCCAAGGCUGCAGAUGAGAAGACGACAAAUGCCAUUUCUAAGUUCGAUAACAACGGGAGCAGAGAUCGGAUGAAACUUUCAGAUUUCAAUUUCCUGAUGGUGCUGGGAAAAGGAAGCUUUGGAAAGGUCAUGCUGGCAGAGAGGAAGGGCACCGACGAGCUCUAUGCCGUUAAGAUCCUGAAGAAGGAUGUUGUUAUCCAGGACGAUGAUGUAGAGUGCACCAUGGUCGAGAAAAGAGUGCUGGCUCUCUCCGGGAAGCCUCCGUUCCUGACCCAGCUUCACUCUUGCUUUCAGACGAUGGAUCGCUUGUAUUUUGUGAUGGAAUACGUGAAUGGUGGGGACUUAAUGUACCAGAUCCAGCAGGUUGGGAGGUUUAAAGAGCCACAUGCUGUAUUCUACGCUGCAGAAAUAGCCAUUGGCCUCUUCUUCCUGCAAAGCAAAGGCAUCAUUUAUCGGGACCUGAAGCUGGACAACGUGAUGCUGGACAGCGAAGGGCACAUCAAGAUCGCCGACUUCGGCAUGUGCAAGGAGAACAUUUGGGACGGGGUCACUACCAAGACCUUCUGCGGCACCCCUGACUACAUCGCGCCCGAGAUAAUUGCUUAUCAGCCCUAUGGGAAGUCGGUGGACUGGUGGGCAUUUGGAGUCCUGCUCUAUGAAAUGUUAGCUGGCCAGGCUCCCUUUGAGGGAGAAGACGAAGACGAGCUCUUCCAGUCCAUCAUGGAGCACAACGUGGCCUACCCCAAGUCCAUGUCCAAGGAGGCGGUGGCGAUCUGCAAAGGGCUGAUGACCAAGCACCCUGCCAAGCGGCUGGGCUGUGGCCCAGAAGGGGAGCGGGACAUCAAGGAGCACGCCUUCUUCCGCUACAUCGACUGGGACAAGUUGGAGCGCAAAGAGAUUCAGCCUCCCUUCAAGCCAAAGGCUAAAGACAAACGAGACACUUCCAACUUCGACAAAGAGUUCACCAGGCAGCCUGUGGAGCUGACGCCCACCGACAAACUCUUCAUCAUGAACUUGGACCAGAACGAGUUUGCUGGAUUCUCCUACACUAACCCGGAAUUUGUCAUUAACGUGUAGUCGCGGUGCAGACGCUGCCCUCCCUGCUCCCGCAGCCAGAAACUUCAGCUCGCCUUGUAAAUACCGACACUAGUCUUCCGGGAUCAGCAGUGCAUACAUACAUACCCUCAUCAAAACACGACGACCGCUUGUUUUAGGAGGCCUCUGUAUGUGUGUGACACUUGCUAGCUUGGGUUCCCUAGCUGGAAAUGUGCGGGGUUUUGAGUUAACAAGCAGUAAUACUUCUAGGAACUGUAGUUGGUGGUGACUAAUAGAGUUUUUAAACAGAAAUAUACCAAAUUGCUACAGUCUUUGUAAUUUUUGAAAUCAGAUGCUGAAAUUCUGGUGAACUUAGGUAUUCACAAAUUGUUUCCGUUGAAUGCUAAGCAUGGUUGAUAUUUUAAACCGUUGUGCUGAAGCUUGCAAUGACUGUGAACGUGUCUUAGAAGAGCCUUUUGUUCGAGACAUGGAUACAUUUGAUCAGUGUGGAAAAGUCUGCUUGUAGACAUACUUAUAUUUUUAAAUGCCUUGUACAUACAGUCACACCGGCUCCCUGAAGCUGUCUUCCUCCUUAGCCUGCUGUAAGCGUGUGCGUUUCACCACAUCCCUUCCUAUUACUCAGGCAUUAAGACCACAAAAUGAAUUUCAUUCCGGUUCUUGUAAAUCAGAGCAAAUCUUUUUCUAAGUGAAAGGUGGGAUUUUUUUUUUUAACAUCUGGAACAGUUUGCAGUUUUGAUAUACUAUGUCAGCACUCCCAUAAAUCUUUCUCCUGUUUUUUCACAGACACUGUCGAAAUUUAACAGCUCUGUAAAGGAUAUUAAUAUUCUACCAAAACAAAACACAUUUAUAUUCUCGGUUUACAAUUUACCAACUGAAAAUAUGCCCGCUACAGAAGGGCUGUACUGAGGGCUAUUUAUAAAGGUAACUUUUAUACUUUAUACCCUCUGCUGUUAUCUUAAAGGCUCAAAAUCAUGGAUUUUACAGGCAUCUUGGUUUACCUGAUUUCAGCCAAAAUUCCUGGUGAUUUUAUUCAGUAAUCCAGGACCUUCUGCAUUGUUUCAGAACCCCUGACUCCCAAGGGGAAACCGCAGCCGACGCUUUGGCAGCGAAGCUCGCCGUGCAUGGGGCAGCGGGGCUGGAUGGUGGCUGCUGCCCGCAGCAGGACGAGGGCUGAGCGUGUGCUCCCGUGACACUGCUGCCAUUCCUCCCCUGGCACACACGAGUUCGGUUGGUUUGCAAAGAAAGCACGUACGUUUUUUGAAAUACGACCGAUUCUAAUGUAAAUACACAUUACUUCGUGAGUACGGGGAAAAAAUGAGGGUGGAAUUUUCUGAAUCAUGAGGAAUCUUACCAAGGAAAUUCUGGUUUGUAGAUCUUUUAUAAACAUCAGACUCUACCUUUUGCAAUUCUUUUUUUAAUGCCUCAUUAAGUGAAAGGACUGCUGGAAGCUAAUGCUGGUGCCGCAGCUGCUGGCUCAGUGCCGCGAGCAGGUCUCCUCAUCCCGUGACCAAACUGAAGGCCGGCCCUGCCUUGUGCGUGUCGGGGUGUGUGAGCUGUGGCUGUGGUCUCAGGUACUGAGCUGGGCUUGAGGAAACAAAACAAAACACAGAAAAACUGCAAAUUGUGCCAGAUGGACACGGGGGCUUGUGGGCAACUUUGCAUCAGACUAAGACCGGGAAAGUCGGAGUUAGUUUCUGGUGAGAGUUCCCAUAACCCCAGCACACGUCUCAGAAGACGUCUCGCCAUCUUCUGCAGACCACAGUUGAUGUUCAGAGCAUGUAUGUUACUGUAACUUUCAAAUCUGUUGCUGCAGAAUUAGUAUUACUUAAAUGGUGAAUGUUUUUAAUUUGUGUACCUCCAGACCCGAAGACGCUCCCGCGGUCCGGUCGCCCGUGGGUUACUGUGGUACUGGAGUACUGCGAUGCUCCUGGGGCCAGGAGGGUACCCGCGGCUGUACGGGAUCGAUCCACGGGCACUGCUGUAGAGGGAGUUGCGUCUUUUCUGUCUGGGACUCGUGUGUGUGUUGGAGUGACACUUCUGCAUGGAGCAGGCUUUGCUUAGGUGCGGGGCUGUGCUGGGAAGGCGUCCUGCCCAUGGGUGGCCCAGCUCCACCGCGGGGCGGCCGCGGUGGCACGCGUUGGGUCUGUGUGCAUCUUCGGGAUCCUCACAGUACAGUCUGUGCUCCAGGGAGAGCUUAGCAAAGGCAAGGUCUGAAGCCCAGGGAAAUCUGCAGGAUGGGAGCAUUUCUGAUGUUGCCCAUUCUGCUACUUUCAGUGCUCUUGGUUUGAGGUUUAUUUCCAGAUUACCUGUUUCUUCUGUGCAGAAAUGUAAAAUGGAAUGUGCCUGGCCCUGCACAGAUGCUGGGAUUUAUACAAACUCCUCCAAGGAAGGGCAGAGUGACAGUGGUUGACUCACUGUUUGCCGUAAUUUGAUGAUUUAAUCUUCACUGUUGGAUGAGGAAAGCAGUGCUUCAGGAAGAUGCUCAGAUGUGAGCGGCUCAGGAGGCUCUGUUAGUCACUGGGGGCUCUGACACGUGGCUGAAGCCCAGUAAGACAAUACUGGGCAGUGCUGGCAGGCAGCUGCAGUGCACCCCAGCUGUGUGACAGUGCUGCAGCAGCAGGGGGACAAGGGGACAGUGUGCUUGUGCCACUGGUGGGGCAGGAGGAGGGUGCUCACAGGGACAGAGGAGGCAUCUCAGCCUGCAGCUACAGGCAAGAGAGAAAGCCUGGGGCUGUGGUACCCCAUGGUCCUGCCUGCAUGGCACAGGGCAUUAGGGGCAAGCCCCACGUCCCCACAGGGCUGUGGUGGGACUGGCAGGGGUCUGGCGGUGGGACCCUGAGCUCCGCACCUCCGGGCCCCAGGUGCAGGAGGAGGAGACCGGAGGAGACAUGAGGCACUUGUGGCCACCCCCUGCCAGCCGGGGACAAGGACAGCAGGUCCCGACCUCCACCAGGGCUGGUCGCACCUGGACACCGCAGGUAAGUGGGGUGCAGGUGCCUCGGGAGGUCUCAGCAUGGUGCGGGGAUGAAUCCGUCCCCAGGGCUGUUUUUUCCAGCACUGAUGAGGAAUAGGCCAGGACUCCUUGGGGCAGGGGCAGAUUCCCACUCCUGCCCGCUGGGAUGUGCGGGCUGCUCAGUGCCUGCACCUCCCCGGCGUGCCCUGACCUUCCUCCUGGGAGUGUUACCUAAGGAAAGGCGAGAGGGCUGUGGCUUUGGUCCUGUCCUGCUGCAGCUCGAGGUGGGAGCAGGGGGAGGCUGCUGGGUGCUCGCAUGGCCCUCGGGGACAGUGGAAGUGACGGGAACGGAGCAGGGCAGCAGGGAUGGGGGAAGAGUGGGGCUGGGUCUCGGCCAGAAAGCGCCUGGUCCUGGCGGUCUCUGCAGCGGGCUCUGGGGGGCUGGGAGACCGCAGGCAGACCAGGGUCAGCUGCCAAUCCUGAUCUGCUCUGAGGGCUGCCGGGCAGCUGCAUGGGGCUGGAGGCAGGCACUGCACAGCCUGGGUGAGCUCAGUGCGUGUCUGGGCCAGGACUGGCAGCACAGCAGCACAGCCCCAGUGCAGCGGCUCCCCGGCCAUCCCCUGCUCAGCGACUGUGCCGCUGGGAUGCUGCUUACACGGGGCAUGGGGGCCCUGCUGCCACCGCUGUGGUCCCCUCUGGCCAGACGUCAGAACAGUCGUCUUCUCUAGAUAAGAGAGCCAUCACCAAAUGAGUUACUGACCCUUUCAAUCCAAGUAAGAAAUGAAUGCAAGUUUGCGUGGUGGCAGACCCCCAUGGGUGGUCUCAGAGAUGGGAUGGUGAGAGCAGGUUCUAGGCAGCAGAUAUGCUCUGGUCAUUUAGUCCCAGGAUCUCUAAUAGAAAUUGUGCUUUCUGGCGGAGAGUGCGAGGAUAUAGCUGUUCAACUGGUAGGGCUUACAUCUGGAGUGUGGAGCUCACCCACACAAGUGCUGCAGCUUGUCUGCUUUCGCAGUCGCAGGUGAGCCAUUGAGCCUGCAACAGCAAAAGAAGCAACAAGCAUCUUGCUCCAUGCAUGGAAGUGUCAUCCAAGCUGUUUAUUUCUGAUCACGUUCAAACUGGCAAUUAAAACAAGGAAAAAAGAAAAAAAAAUGUUUAUUGUUGAACAGUUUGUGUUUGUGAAUUUGAUUUCACCUGCAAGUAUUUGAUGACUUUUCUACAUCCUAGACUACCUGCUCUGUGUUUGUCAAAGGAUUCUCAUAAAGACCUCCUUUUAGAUGGGCAUAUACUCUUUAUUCUAUUUGCUGCA